GCAACUCUACCGCAGUGUCGAUUCUGACGUUGCCGUGUGAAGGUGUAUGUUCGACGUUCUGCCAGGAUUCUCAAGUUCACGCGAAUAAGGAUGGAUUCUAUAGAGGGAAACAUAAAAUUGCUGCUGCAGGGCAAGGAGAUCGAGGAGUCGCAGGACUUUUGUGACUUCACGCUGCAGGACCAGAACGAGGUGACAGCAGCGAAAGGCGUCGCCGUAUCCACUCCCGAGGACUUCACGCCGGAGCUGCGGAACAAUGUGUGCUUUAUCGUGGCCGCCGUGCUGCUCAACAACGAGGGCCACGUGCUUAUGAUGCAGGAGGCCAAGAGCUCGUGUGCGGGGAAGUGGUACCUGCCGGCGGGGCGCAUGGAGGCCGGGGAGACGAUAGUGGAGGCCGCCAAGAGGGAGGUGCUGGAGGAGACGGGGCUGGAGGCGGACAUCACGACCCUUCUGAUGGUGGAGUCCGCGGCGGGUUCCUGGUUCAGAUUCGUCGUCACGGGAAACGUCUUGGGCGGCGAACUCAAGACUCCCGCCAGCGCUGACAAGGAGUCUCUUCAGGCCAAGUGGGUGGACAACCUUGCCGAGCUGAGUCUUCGGGGGAACGACAUCUACCCGCUCAUCCACCGAGUCAAGCAGUACUGGGAGAGGGACGUGGACGAGCCGUGGCACCCCAUCCUCCUGCCCGUUGACAAGCCCCACACCAAACUGCUUCUCAGACUGGUCAUAGCCAUCAGGAAGAGAGUCAAUAACCGCGUGUGUGUUCUGACGAGUGACAAGACGGCUACCCACCUCCCAGUCACCGAAAUCAACCCCGUGAGGUCCCUGCACUCCACCCUGAGGAAGUACAUGACCGAGAUAUUUGGAUCAGACUUGCCCCCUCACCGGCCCCAGGGAAUUUUGAAUGUGGAGUUGAAGACGAGCGACCCGAGUGGCACCCAUGAUGGUGUGUGCCUCUCACUACUUGUGCCCAUCCGCAAGGCACUGGAGGAGGUGCCGCUCAUCGACAAGUACUCAUGGGUGGAGCUGCCGAAGCAACUUGGAGAAGACCUGUUAAACCGCAUGGGUAAAAACAUGAUCGUACCCCUAAAUGUGAUACGAGUGUCAACACUAAUCAAUUGAGCUUGGUGGUGCCUCCCUCCUCCCAUCAUCACCCAGCUGCGGUCAGUCCCUGAGUCUGCCUCACUCCCUGUGCCUGUUAUCAUCACUCACCACAUUCCAUUGUUCACUUCCUUCAUUUUUAAUGUGUGUACACAUCUUCAUUAUUGGCAAAUCCCUUGUCAAGAAAAUGCACAUCCAUUUGUACAGUCAUCCAUAAUUCUGUUGUAGGCAAGUGAAAGUCCUUUCUCCUUCCUGUUAUUCCUGUCUUCUACAGUCCUGUCCUUUUGUCUCUGUAGACUAGAAGGCAAGUGGCAGCAGGUGAGGGCAGUUGCAGUAAAUGGUGGUGGUGCUGAUAGCCCUAGUGGGUACUGUGAGAGACAGGUUGUCACACUUAAGUUGUAUGCAUAUCUCAAUGACCCCAAUGCCUGUACAUAAUCUUUAAAGUGAAAUAUACUAGUUUUCUUUUAUAUUGACAAACUGAGUCUUAGAGGAACUCCCAUGCAAAGGCUUCUCCUUUGGGUACACUUUGAUACUUCCAGGGACCACCCCUCCUAUGUACCCCGGGGGGCUGCCAGUAAUAAGCUUUUAUGAUUUGGAACCAAAUGUAACUGACCGCCCUGCUAUCAUCUUCAAAACACACACCUUUACAUGAGCUACUACUAACACUACAUGCAAUUAACCUUUCUUUACUUUUAGUCAUUUAUAAUUUUUUUUUUUUUUUUUCUGGAGGGCUUAUGACAUACCUAACAUAAACAAAAAAAAUCCUAAUGUGUAUUUAAUUUACAGUAUAUUUGCCCAUCAUAACCUCUAAUUUGUAUAUAGUUGCUUUGAGUAUGGUCUUGCAUAAGACAUUUGCACUGAAUGACUUAUACAUUAAAGAUUGGAGCAUGUAAUUAAUUUGCUUGAUGUUUUGACAAAAGGGCAGCAAAAUAUAUGGUCAUGGUCAUGUAGACUAUCAAUUCAUUUUUCAUCAUUUACUUUCAGCUACUGGGAAUCAUUUGCAUAACUAGAACUCAGUCAGUGAGCAGAUAAGUAAGUAAAAGUGCACCAGUACCAGUAUUUUCACCACGAGCCUGUACUGUUGCUCCAUGGGUAGUGUGUGUUUACUUAGAGGUCAGUACUGAGGGACUCUGAAUGUCUUGUGACAAAGUUCAGCAAGGAGACAUAACACUCAUUAGGAUGAGUGGCAAUAACAGGUGAUGCUUCAUGAGGUAACAGCACAUGUAUGUUGCACUACUUUAAUGCAAUGUUUCAAAUUGUCUUUAUGAAAUGUAGGUGUGUAGUGUUGUAUUAUGCAUGCAUACACAAUUAGAAUUGCAAAUGUUUAACACAGCUUGAUUGGAUUCUAAAGUCAGAUGAGUUAAAAUUUGGUAAAAUCUCAAUCAUUGUGAAAAUGUGAAAAAUUUUCAUUUUUAUCCUGAGGCAGAAUGUGUGUGCCUUAUCAGACUUGACACUUGUUGAUUUUUAUUGUUGAUGAAUUUAUACAAGGAGGUUUAGUAUUUAUAAGGGAUGGAUAUUCAGUGUAAAGGUUUUUACCCAUUUACUUCCACAAUUAUGUGGUUGUUAUACAGUUUAUCAAAGGUUGAGAUUCUGUAGUGAAAGAUAGUUGGUUUAGAAAAUAGUACUUUUAGGCUCAGUAUAUAUAAUAUAUAUACCGUACAUAUAUAUAU
Eriocheir sinensis (Chinese mitten crab) is the source of this 2765-nucleotide messenger RNA. RefSeq names its product 8-oxo-dGDP phosphatase NUDT18-like. The coding region runs from base 91 to 1116 and encodes 341 amino acids. NCBI's taxonomy places the organism in Eukaryota, Metazoa, Arthropoda, Malacostraca, Decapoda, Varunidae. The record is from RefSeq and is a predicted model, not a curated record. The transcript has 8 exons. Gene Ontology annotation, molecular function: magnesium ion binding; 8-oxo-dGDP phosphatase activity; 8-oxo-GDP phosphatase activity.